Rotaria socialis is the source of this 657-nucleotide messenger RNA. The record is from the annotation of a GenBank genome assembly. NCBI's taxonomy places the organism in Eukaryota, Metazoa, Rotifera, Eurotatoria, Philodinida, Philodinidae.
AUGUUUCUAAGUACUCUAUGUUGUCUAACAGCCUUUGCAUCGCCCUAUUGGACAAAACGUUAUCUUGACACGCCAAUAGAUUUUCAAAAUAUUGGAUUAUGGGAAUUAUGUUUGUAUAAAUAUCGCCAUUAUAAAGAUGAUUUACAAAUUCCGUAUACUGGCUGCUUCUGGUUUUGGACAAAUGAAAUGUAUCGUUUUCGUGAUUGGAUUAUUCCAACUUGGUUUAAAUGGGUACAAGCAUUUGCUACCUUAGCAUUCAUUUUUACAAUAAUGACGAUAUCAAGUUUAGCUGUUGCAGUUUUUUCAGCGUUUCGUUGGCAAUGGAGAUGUCAAGCGAUUUGGUCUAUUAUGUGUUUGAUUAUUUUUGCUUUUGAACUUAUUGCUAUUAGUAUCUAUGGUGUCCGCAGUCAAGAUCGUCUUUGGAUGCCCAGACCAGAAUUUAACUAUUUAUCAUAUAGUUAUUGGUUUGAAUUUGCUGCACUUGUUUUAGCUUUGUUUGCUUGCAUAGCCUUUGCUAUUGAUAUUCAAUCUCUUCGUGCGCCAUACGUUGAUGAUGCAGAGGAUAAACAAGAAAAUGAUGAAUUCGGACACACACCUAAUGAUUCUCAUAUACAAUUAACCCAUGGACGUAACCGUAGACCACAAUCUGAAUUAUAA